Ostreococcus tauri is the source of this 633-nucleotide messenger RNA. RefSeq names its product unnamed product. The record is from RefSeq and is a predicted model, not a curated record. The coding region runs from base 1 to 633 and encodes 210 amino acids. NCBI's taxonomy places the organism in Eukaryota, Viridiplantae, Chlorophyta, Mamiellophyceae, Mamiellales, Bathycoccaceae. The transcript has a single exon.
AUGAUUGCGUUGGCGAAGAAACAGUGUGAAGAGCGGAAGGCGGCGCGGGAGCGGGAGGAGGCGGCGGAUCGAGAGCGGGAGAGGAAGGCGUUUGAGGAUCGCGGGGCGACGUACGAGGCGCGGAGGAAACCGGGCGACGCGGUGGAGUCACCGUCCGCGUCGGCGAGCGUGAGCGAACGACGGAAACCGGUCAAGGCGCGAAGACCGGGCGCGUCGCCGCUCGGUGAGGGGGCGACCGCGAAUCCGAACGCGUUCGCUGGAUUCGCGGCGUUGACGCGACGGGACGCGACGAAACCGAUGGAAGACGCGUCGCGCGCGAGCGUCUUCUCGCGUCUGAGCGGCGCCCCGGCGACCGCCGCGGGUGAGGAGACGAAAGAUGCGUCCACGAAAUCGGCCAAGCCGUCGAGCGCGUUCCCGGCGCUCGCGACGACGACGACGGAGGUCGCCGCGAAACCCGCCGGAUUUGGCUUUUUCGCGCCCCCGCCCGAGCUCACCAAGGACAACGUCGACACCCAGCGCACGAUCAAGCAGAAGAAGACGAUCGACGACGAGAACGAGAGGAACGCGAACGCGACGCGCUCGUCGAAGAAGAUGCCCACCGCGCUCGCCGUCGAGCUCGGAUUGGACGCGUGA